AUGAAGAUGGAAAACCCAGACUACAAUUCUGAUAGUCAGAGCACCUUCGAAGAAGGCUCAAAAAAGUCGCUAACUCGGAACAAACGACUCUGGACAGCUCAAGAAGAUGAAAAGCUUCGCGAGCUUGUGAAAACUCACGGCGCUAAGAAUUGAAAAGCCAUUGCUCGGUACUUUGAUGGCCGCACAGACGUCCAAUGCUUGCACAGGUGGCAGAAGGUCCUCAAUCCAGAUCUGGUAAAAGGCCCUUGGACCAAAGAAGAGGACGAGAUCGUUGUAAGGCUCGUAAAAAAGUACGGGCCCAGGUAUUGGAGCACAAUUGCCAGCAACCUGCCAGGGAGGAUUGGCAAACAGUGCAGAGAGAGGUGGCACAACCACUUGAACCCCAAUAUAAAGCGUGACGAAUGGACCACAGAAGAAGACAUCGCCAUAAUCCAAGCACACAAGGAGCUGGGAAACCGUUGGGCUGAAAUUGCAAAGAGGCUGCCAGGCCGAACUGACAAUGCGAUCAAGAACCACUGGAACUCCACGCUCAAGCGCAAAAUCAAGCUGUCCAAGAAAGAGUUUUUGGCCGAGGCCGCGAAUCCAGCCAAGAAGAAGACAAGCCCUGACGACCCACUGACGGCCUUUUUAAAGCUCCAAAUGGAAGAAAAUGGCCUGAAGCGUGAGGCUGUGCAGGCUGAAGAAAAAGAAGAACAGCCAGUGGCGAUGACUCCUGAGCCGAGGGAGGCAGAAAUCUCUUAUGAGAUGUGGACUCCUGAAAAGCAGCCAGUUCAAGUGCUAUACUACGUGUCACCUGAUUAUCGAGACAUGACAGUUAAUCAUUCGAUUACCUCGAGGACGAUCAUUCAGAGCAUUGAAGAGCAAGCUAAAUGCUUGGAUUCCUGCUCAACUAGGUAA
This is a messenger RNA of Blepharisma stoltei, 897 nucleotides long. Lineage: Eukaryota; Ciliophora; Heterotrichea; Heterotrichida; Blepharismidae. The record is from the annotation of a GenBank genome assembly.